Labeo rohita (rohu) is the source of this 4848-nucleotide messenger RNA. It is a transcript of the gene gpr142, whose product is annotated as G protein-coupled receptor 142. Gene Ontology annotation, cellular component: membrane. NCBI's taxonomy places the organism in Eukaryota, Metazoa, Chordata, Actinopteri, Cypriniformes, Cyprinidae. The record is from RefSeq and is a predicted model, not a curated record. Gene Ontology annotation, biological process: G protein-coupled receptor signaling pathway. The transcript has 3 exons. Gene Ontology annotation, molecular function: G protein-coupled receptor activity. The coding region runs from base 360 to 1445 and encodes 361 amino acids.
GAAACUAUACACCUUCUCCUCAUGUGUCUGCGCUGUAUUGACCUCUCUGUGCAAGACGGACCUCUGUAUAUCUGAUUCACCUUCAGUGUCAAUGCUUCAUCCGUUUACCAAAAUCCUUCCUGCUUAACCCCUCCCUCCCUGUCUCUCUCUCCCUCUCUCUAUCUCUCUCUAGCUCCUUCCAUAACCUCCUCCCGAACUCGCUCUGUGGUUGCAGUGAUGUGUCUGUUAUUCAGGGACCCCUGUCCUCCCUCCCUGUCCUCCUCAAGGGCUGCCUGGCUGGGCAUUGGUGGUUAGGACUCCUGCUCCAGAGUCCACGGAUGGGGACCUGCAGAGAUUUGUGAGGGAGGAACUCAGAGGCCAUGAUUGACUGGCGCAAUGCCACAACGCCCGGCCAGCAGGAGGAUGAGAGCAGCGCUCAGGAGAGGUCAGAGUGUGUGCUGGCUUACAUCCCUGUCGUCUACUACAGUACUCUGUUGUGUGUUGGAGUGCCAGUGAACAUCCUUACACUGGUGGCUCUUUACCGGCUGGCUGUUCGUACUCAGAAGGCCCUGUACGUGUAUCUUCUUGCGCUAACCGGCUCGGACAUCCUCAGCCAGCUGUUCAUCAUCUUCGUGGGCUUCCUGUUGGAAACGGCUGUGUUUCAUCGAGACGUCCCUGUGAUGCUGCUGAGGUCAGUCAGUAUGAUGGAGUUUUCCGCCAAUCAUGCAUCCAUCUGGGCUACUGUACCCCUCACGGUGGACCGCUAUGUUGCUUUGUGCCAUCCGCUACUCCACCGGCAGAUUAGUUACCCGGCACGGGCCCGGCGGAUCAUCGCAGUGGUGCUCACAUUGGCGCUGGCAUCCGGUGUGCCGUUCUUUUGGUGGUCAGACAUGUGGAGGGUCAGCCGUGCGCCUAACAGCUUGGAUACCGCUUUGAUUUGGACCCACGUGACUAUUAUUUACUUUCUUCCGUGCUGCAUCUUCCUGGUGCUGAACUCUUUGAUCAUCCUAAGGCUCCGGAAGAGACAGCAGCAGCAGAUGUGCCAAGACGAGAGCGGGCAGCAGCUGGCGGUGCCAGGCAAGCUGGGUAAAACCACAGCUAUGCUCCUGGCAGUGACUUCUGUGUUUGCUGUCCUGUGGGCGCCUCGUACCGGAGUGGUGCUCUACCAUCUCUACGUGUCAUCAGUGCACAAUGAUUGGCGGGUACAUCUAGCAUAUGACUUGGCUAACAUGUUAGCCAUGCUGAACACUGCUGUGAAUUUCUUUCUGUACUGUUUUGUCAGCAAACCCUUCAGAGCGGCAGUGAGGGACGUCCUGUUGUUCCGCGGUGGCCCACUGCACCCACGCCACCCCCUACGUCAUCAGCGCACUGCUGCUAAUGCCUCCACCUCCUCUAUUUCCAGCUCUAAACGUUCCCAGCGAGAGAUUACUCCUCUCUCUCCCAAAAGGGCAGAAGUCAAGACGUAGUUCUUCUUAAAGGGAUAGUUCACUUAAAAGGAUAGUUCAGCCAUAAAUGAAAUUUUUGUCAUUAAUUACUCACCGUCAUGUCAUUCCAAACCUGUAAGAUCUUUGUUUAUCUUCAGAACACAAAUGAAGUUAUUUCAACGCUAUCUCACGGCAGUUCGUACGUAUUUUACGAGGUGGCUAAUUCGUACAAAUUCGUACAACCUCACUCGUACGUUUUUGUAUGAUCUGCCAAGACCCCAGUGACGGGCAGGUUUAGGGCAGGGUUAGGUGUAGGGCAUUCAUACAAAUUGGGAACUCGUAAAAUAUGUAUGAUUUAGCCAAAAACGUAUGAAUUACGUUAUUUUUAAUUAAACUGGAAAGCUUUCUGAUCCUGCAUUGACAGCAAUGCAACUACUAUGUUCAAGGCACAGAAAGGUAGUAAGGACAUCAUUAAAAUACAAUAGAAGAGAAGAAAUUGUUGAAUAAAGUCAUUAUUUUUGUUUUCUUUGGGCACAAAAAGUAUUCUUGUAGCUUCAUAAAAUUAAAGUUGAACCACUGAUGUCACAUGGACUAUUUUAAUGAUGUCCUUACUACCUUUCUGGGCAUUAAAUGUGUCAGUUGUGUUGCUGUCUAUGCGGGGUCAGAAAGCUCUUGGUAAGGGCAAAACAGAGAGAAAAAUAUGCGUUUUCAAAUUUGCUCAAUCCACGUUUUCAGUUAAAGGGACACUGCUCUCAAACAGUUUGCCACUUGAACUGAAAAAUGCAAACAGAGUUUAACAUUUUUCUAAAAAACAUCAAAAAAUGGUUCAAACAAAAACAGGUUUGUGAACAUUAGUGUUACAGUCUUAGAUUUGUUAUGUUUAUUGAAUGUGUACUUGUUUUUUUUUUUUUGUUUUGUUUUUGUAUUUUAAAAGCCUAACCAGGAACUGGGGCUGCAAAUUAGCUAUAGGCUAGAAGCCUGUAUGUAGAGCAUCUGUAAUAUUAUUCCGCACUGUCCCUGUUAAAAAAAAAAAAAAUGAAAACAUUAGUGUGGACAUGGCCUUAGUUUUCUUUUUUUUUCAUACAGUGAAAGUCUGUAGGGUACAGUGUGAUUUUGGAUCCCAUAAAAUAUUAUAAAUUAUUUUAACAAAAAAUUCUGAAACAUUCUUUGGAUUAGCUCCUUUUGAGUUCUAAAGAAGAAAGAAAGUCAAACAGCUUUGGAAUGUAAGUUUAAGUAGAUAAAUGAUAACAGAAUUUUCACUUUUAGGUGAACUAUCCCUUUAAGCCCCAACAAAAGCAUGGUCUUGUUCUUAGAAUUAAGUUGAAAAGAAUUCACAUUAGUGGCUUUUAUGGAUUUAAAAGUUAAAGUCGUGGUCACAUUAGCGAAAUGUUGCAUGCAAAAAAGGUCUAUUGUUUUUUGUCAAUAGUGUAGCGGUGUAGCGGUUCACUUUCAAACCAGCAGCUUUCUUUUUGACCAGUUUUAAAAAGCACAAAUUUCAAUUGCAAUCACUGGAUUUUGCCUGCAAAAUUUCACUGAGGAACUGUAAAUGUGCCUGUACUGUGUAAUUUUGCAUGAUUUGGCAUCCCUAACAGAAUAGAAAAAAAUUACUGACAUGUUUCCCACAUAAUAAAACUCAUAAUGAACAGUCUAGCAUCCAUUCACGCUAAUGUGAACCACCGGUACUGUUAAUCUGCUGUCUUAUCUGACCUCUGGUUAGUGAUCCGAGAGAUCACUGUUUACGGUCAUUAAACAAAAGCCCAAUAAUGUUAACUUUGUCUUGCUAAUAAGGCAAGUAAGCUUUGCAGGAUAUCAUGGACAUCAAGAGAUUACCAUUCCAGAAAUUAGUGUGUUUUGCACUGAUCUGCAUAUUUGUGUUAUUUAUUGUCCUGUCCUCUGCGGGGAUAAGAAAGCAUACUACAGUAUUUAUGAAACAAAGAUAUUUGGCUCAUCAAAUGAGCAUUUAUGUCUUGCCAUUUGCCAUAAAUGGAUAUCCUUUUAAGGAAUAGGCUGAAAUAUGAAUAUUCCGUCAUCAUUUAUUCACCUUUGUGUCAUUUGAAAUCAAGUACCAGAGUGACAAUAAUAAAGCAGCAUAAUGGUAUCAUAAAACUGUUUCAUAUGACGCAUGCCAGAUAAUCAAAGCGUUUUACAGCCAUAUAUGAUGGAUUUAAAAUUGAUACAGUUUUGGAAUUACAUAAGGAUGAUUAAAUGAUGGCAGAUUUUCUUUUUUUUUUUUUUUUUUGAGUGAACUAUUCCACUUAAAUGUUGUAUUUUGAUAUUGUAAAAAUAUGUGUCAUGUUUUUAGUGUUUUUAUAAAUGUUGCUUACUUUACAGAUUAAUGUUCUUUAAACACAUACAAUAAUGUUUCAUUAACAGUCUUGUCUCAUUAAUUUAUGAUCCAUCAUUCCAUACUAUAAAAUAUGUUUAGCGGUCAACUUGAAGUCAUCUUAAAUCUGCUGAAGAUAUUUUAAUCAAAAGUUUCUGAACAGUAAGAUUUGUAAUGUUUUAAAACAAGUAUGUUCUGCUCACCAAGCCUGCAUUUAUUUGAUUCUAAGUACAGCAAAAACAGUAAAAUUUAGAAAUAUUUUUACUAUUUAAAAUAGCAGUUUUCUAUCUUAAAAUAUUUUAAAAUGCAAUUUAUUCCUGUGAUUUCAAAGCUGAUUUUUUAGCAUCAUUACUCAAGUCACACGAUCCCUUAGAAAUCAUUCUAAUAUUCUGAUUUGCUUCUCAAAAAAACAUUUAUUAUUAUUUUCAAAACAGCUGAGUAGAAUCAUUAAACAGUCAUGAAAAACAUGUACUCAGCUGUUUUAAAUAUUGAUCAUAAUAAUAAUAAAAAAAUAAAUUUGUUGAACAGCAAACAAGCAUAUUAGAAUGAUUUCUGAACGAUCAUGUGACAUUGAAGACUGGAGUAAUGAUGCUAAAAAUGUAGCUUUGAUCACAGGAAUAAAUUACAUUUUAAAAUAUAUUCAAAUAGAAAGCAGUUAUUUUAAAUAGUAAAAAUAUUUUACAAUAUUACUGCUGUAUUUCGAAUCAAAUAAAUGCAGGCUUGCUGAGGAGAAGAGAGUUAUGUAAAAACAUUACAAAUCUUACUGUUCAAAAACUUUUGACUCCAGUGUAAUCAGCAUUUCAUUUUCUAAUCAAACUUAAGACACGAUUCCAUAAUGUUCAUGAUAAUUGCUUAUAAUGUUUUGAUCAAGGUCUUUCCUGCAGCUGUAGGUUAUGUUGCAUGACUAAAUUAAACCCUUUCAGAGCCCAUCCAGUGAAGCAGAGCAAGAUGGUUGACCUUUUUAACCCCAGUGUGCAAACUGCAGUCGCUGGCUUAGCUGUUUAUUUUCAGUACAUGGCGACUGGAUGAGGCUUUAAAAGGGGCUUUGACAUGGGAACACGAGUGAAGACACCGCUGUACAAACAGACCCUUCCGAAGAGCUCUGCAGCUCUGCUGAACAAA